ACUUUUCCUUAUCUUCUUCAUCAAAAGGCACUUUAAAAACCAAGAAUUCAUAACAAAAAGCCAUUGCUGCACCAACUCAAGAAGAUUCAAAACAGAGAGACACAAAGUUGGUAAAAUGGCUGCUGUAAAUGGUGUUGGAAUUUCAUGGCCAUCUAAAUUGACUCAAAGUCAAAGACCCAAAUUGGUUUUCUCUCCAUCUCCCCGUCGAUGCACCCCAUCUUCUUCAACAAUUAAAAUGACUGCAUCAGUUGAUGAAAAGAAGAAAACUUUCACUCUUCAAAAGUCUGAAGAAGCUUUCAGCAAAGCCAAGGAGUUGAUGCCAGGAGGUGUAAAUUCCCCUGUUCGCGCUUUCAAGUCAGUUGGCGGACAACCUAUCAUUAUUGACUCCGUGAAGGGCUCUCGUAUGCGGGACAUAGAUGGUAACGACUACAUUGACUAUGUCGGAUCAUGGGGUCCAGCUAUAAUCGGUCAUGCAGAUGAUGAGGUGUUAGCAGCAUUGGCUGAAACAAUGAAGAAAGGAACGAGUUUUGGUGCUCCAUGUCUCCUUGAAAACACUCUGGCCGAGAUGGUUAUUUCAGCUGUUCCAAGCAUAGAAAUGGUUCGGUUCGUCAACUCUGGUACAGAGGCAUGCAUGGGAGUACUACGGCUGGCUCGUGCUUUCACUGGCCGGCCUAAGAUCAUCAAAUUCGAGGGUUGUUACCAUGGUCAUGCUGAUCCAUUUCUUGUUAAAGCGGGCAGUGGUGUUGCCACCCUAGGACUCCCCGACUCCCCUGGAGUUCCAAAAGCAGCUACUUCUGAUACACUGACAGCACCUUACAACGAUAUUUCUGCUGUUGAGAGCCUCUUUGAGGAGCACAAAGGCGAAGUCGCUGCUAUAAUUCUUGAGCCUGUAGUUGGAAAUGCUGGCUUCAUUCAACCUAAUCUAGAUUUUCUUGCUGCCAUUCGCAAGAUCACCAAAGAAAAUGACGCACUUCUUAUUUUUGACGAAGUCAUGACUGGAUUUAGGUUGGCAUACGGCGGAGCUCAGGAGUAUUUUGGAAUAACUCCAGAUUUGACGACACUUGGGAAGAUUAUCGGCGGUGGCUUGCCAGUAGGUGCAUACGGAGGAAGGCGGGAUAUUAUGGAGAUGGUAGCACCUGCAGGACCGAUGUAUCAAGCCGGGACCCUAAGUGGAAAUCCAUUGGCCAUGACUGCUGGAAUUCACACGCUUAAGCGAUUACAGGGACCGGGUACAUACGAAUACUUGGACAAGAUCACCGGUGAACUUACACAGGGAAUCUUGGAUGCUGGAAAGAAGACCGGUCAUGCAAUGUGUGGCGGGUACAUAAGGGGGAUGUUUGGCUUCUUUUUCGCGGAGGGUCCUGUCAAUAACUUUUCGGAUGCAAAGAAGAGUGAUACAGAAAAAUUUGGCAGAUUCUAUAGGGGAAUGCUGGAGGAAGGUGUAUAUUUUGCACCAUCACAGUUUGAGGCUGGAUUUACUAGCUUAGCACACACUUCAGAGGAUAUUCAAAAGACAGUAGCUGCAGCUGAAAAAGUUCUAAAGCAAAUUUAACUACUAGGCUUCGUUCAUUUGUAUCCUAGAUCGAAAUGUUUUUCCUUUUCGGCGAGAAAAACAAAUGGUGAUUCGCAUUGAGAGGUUUUGUAACAUAUCUUUUAUUCAGAAACAUGCUGUACCAUUUGUACUCCUUUUCGGUUGUUAUUCUUACUCAUUUUGGAGUAUA
Molecule: messenger RNA, 1721 nt
Organism: Nicotiana tabacum (common tobacco)
Lineage: Eukaryota; Viridiplantae; Streptophyta; Magnoliopsida; Solanales; Solanaceae
Source: RefSeq, a predicted model, not a curated record